GGGGGUAUUUCCAUCAUGGCGGCUUCUAUUUCGGGCUAUACUUUCAGUUCUCUGUGUUACCACAGUGCCAACAGCAACUCCGAUCACGAAGGCUUUCUCUUGGGAGAAGUAAGGCAAGAGGAGACUUUCAGCAUCAGUGAUUCACAAAUUAGCAGCACAGAGUUUCUUCAAGUUUUAGAAAUCCAUAACCAUGAGCCGUGCUCACAACUUUUUAGCUUUUAUGACUACGCAGGUAAAGUCAAUGAGGAAAAUCUCAAAAGAAUUCUCAAAGAAAGAAGAAAAAAUGUUAUUGGCUGGUAUAGGUUUCGCAGAAACACACAAGAGCAGAUGUCUUUCAGGGAGCAGAUUAUUCAUAAACAGCUGACCCACAUUCUUGGAGUGCCUGACCUCGUCUUCCUUCUCUUCAGCUUCAUCUCCACUGCAAACAACUCCACACAUGCAUUAGAGUAUGUACUGUUCAGGCCAAACAGAAAGUACAAUCAGAGGGUCUCGCUUACCAUCCCCAAUCUAGGCAAUACAAGCCAGCAGGAGUAUAAGGUUUCAUCUGUACCAAAUACAUCUUGGAACUACGCCAUGGUGAUAAAGGAACAGGGGGCUGAAUUCUUUGACAAAGAUGGGGUAAUGAAGGACAUCAGAACAAUAUUUCAGGUGUAUAAUGCACUGCAAGACAAAGUCCAGGCAGUGUGUGGAGAAGUGGAACAAAGUGAACGUCUGAAGGAGACCUUUCAAGAAGAAGUAAAUAAACUUAAGAAGCAAAUAGCUCUCAGGAAAAGUGAAAAGGAGGAGGAAAGGAGACUUUCACAAGUGCCGGAAGAACACAAGAACACAUAUCUUGCUUAUAAUUCUCGGGUAGUGUGUCCCGGUAACGCAGCUGAAGAGUACAGCCUGGAGAACCAGGAUACCUCAGAGACACCACCUCCAUACUCCGAGGUCAUUCCCCUGGACAGCACAGCGGACAGUCAGGAGACCAGCACUGCCUACCUGCCGCGGCCCCAGGCAGUGGGCUCAUCAAACUAUGCCCCGCCAAGCCUAGGAGCUGCCAAAUUUUCAGGAAACGGAGAUGGCUCCAGCACCGACUCCUCACAAGGGACAUCAGGCAGUGGAGUGGUGGCACAGCUGGCGCAGGAGGAGGAGGAGGAAGAUGAAGAAGAAGAAGAAGAAGAAGAUGAUGAUGAGGACAGCAGCGAAUAUGAGAACCUGGCAAACGAGCCCUCAGAAUCCUCUGACAGUGAAUUCUCGCAGCUUGCAGAGGGCCGACCGGCAUCGCUGAGGCCAGACGGUGAUUCCAGGAACUCCCAGGCCUCUCGGAUCUGACAAGGGGGAGGGUUAGGGGAGUGACAUCUCAGCGAAACGUGGGUCCUGAAUUUGCUUGAGUAAACAAUCUGAAUUCAAAUAGACUGGGGAAGCUGAAGGCAUUUAGAAAAAAAAAUAAAAAAGCAAAUCAAGUCCAGAAAAUAAAGCCGUGCACAGACAAUUUUAGGACGAGACGCUUCUGCUGGUUUUUUGUUUUUAAUUUUUAUUUGCCCUGUUGGAAACCUUUCGCGCCAGAUUCCUGACACACAAAGAUGGGCGCUUGAGGAACCAAGCCCUUCCUGUGCCAGUGAACAUUUUUAAAGAUCCUUUUAGGGUUUUGGGAGGGGAAAAAGGCUGCUUAUGAGAAAAAUCUUCCAAUUGGUGCCACAUUUUGGUUUACGCUGUGGUAACGCCAGUAAACCAUUUCGGGGUAAACAGACUGUCCGGAUUAGUCUGUGUUCACUGUCUAAGAUUUAGCUAGAGAAUCAAAUCAUACCAUUACCUCUUGCACUAUUUUGCCUUGUUUUUACGUUUGUUUAAAAGAAGGGGAAAAAAUUUAAUUUGUCAGCGGCCUUCGAGGUUCUUUGGUUUUUAUGAGCCAGGUUAGAGGUUAGUUAGGAAAGGUGUUUUACAAGAACUGUAAGAAAUGUAAUCGGAACAAAGAAAAAUAUUAUAUACUUGCUUUAGCUUGCACGUUUUUGAAAAUUAUUUAUGUAAACAGGACAUAUUUAGUUUGAUCUGUGUAUCAUAGUGUUUUAUUAAGAAAACAAUACAGUAGUCUGUCACGUAUCUGACUACGGUGGGACUAGAGAAAAAUCGUAUAUUAUAUAUAUCUAUAUAUA
Messenger RNA from Polyodon spathula (Mississippi paddlefish), 2135 nucleotides. Its product is annotated as BRISC complex subunit Abraxas 2-like. The coding region runs from base 16 to 1314 and encodes 432 amino acids. Gene Ontology annotation, molecular function: microtubule binding; polyubiquitin modification-dependent protein binding. Gene Ontology annotation, biological process: attachment of spindle microtubules to kinetochore; mitotic spindle assembly; protein K63-linked deubiquitination. Gene Ontology annotation, cellular component: nucleus. NCBI's taxonomy places the organism in Eukaryota, Metazoa, Chordata, Actinopteri, Acipenseriformes, Polyodontidae. The transcript has 9 exons. The record is from RefSeq and is a predicted model, not a curated record.